UGUAUACGUUUAUGCUUUUUAUUAGUAUGGGCUAAGUUGCAAGUUAAGUAAUGUUUAAAACGUGAAAGUAACUACUUGAUCGCCUAUCGAACUAUUACAUUGCACGCUAUCACUGACAAUUAAAUGAAAGCGAAAGGAAAACCGAAGAAAAAAAAACCCCAAUAAAUUUAGAAGGAGCAUUAAUUUACAUUAUAUUAACCAUUGACCAUGUCGUUCCUUUUUAAUUUUGAAGCCCCUCAUUCCGAAGGUGAGUGCUAUUACUAUUGCUGAAGUAAAAUGUACGAUCAAUUGUUGAGACUUUAGACUACCAUUUUAUCUUAUUUGUGCAGCUAUUCAGACUUCAUGCGUCAUUCGUAUGAUUAUGAUUCUUAAUUUUUUUUUAAUGAAAAAAAAAGGCCGGCGGCCCGUCACUAGCUUCAGACCAGAGUGAUUGAAGGAUAUUUCGAGUGAGUCAACUCAAACUACUCAAAGUCAAAGUGAGCGAGUCCGUGGAGCUUGUAGUCAGUGGAACUUGUAGUCAGUGUAGUGUAGACGUAGACUGUAGACUGUAGUGUAUUGACUAUUACUAAUUGUAGGAUAAUGCAGUGGCGUAGCUACGGGGGGGGGGGGGGGGGGGGGGGGGGGGGGGGGGGGGUAGGGACCGCACCCGUUGACACCAUCUCAGGGGGUGACACCUAAUUGAAAAUUGCAGAAUUUACAGAGCACACAUUGCUUAGUCUAAAUGAAUUUCAUAAAAGGAUAACCGAUCACAGAUAAAUUUUUCAAAAUGUAACCAAUUCAAAAUUCAAAUGCAUACUGAACUGAAAUUCAAUUAAUUUGUUUUUGUUCUUGUCAUUGUUAUACCAUGGACUUAACUUAUUUUAACAAGAAGAAAUCCGGGGGGGGGGAGGUGACACCUGAUUUUACCGCACCAGGUGACACCAGUCCUAGUUACGCCACUGGGCUAGUGUACCAGCCCAAGUAAUGUAAGUGAAUAAUGUAUAGUACAGUUUAUGUAGUAAGGCUUAAGCAAUAUAAAGUAUAAAUGUUGUGAUCAUUCAAAUGAUUCAUUGUAUGAUUGUAUAGUAUAGUUUAUGUAUAGUCUAUGUGUCCUAUAACUGCAGUGGCAAGUAUUUCUAUGAGUGCGGCUCGUUGACAAUUCUAGCCACACCUGAAAAAUACAAUAGAUUAGCUUGCCUCUUCUUAUUGGUUGUAGCAUUACCUUCACCUUGCAUAGUCAAUUAUGAAAAUUAGUACCACUAUGGCUGUCCACACAGGUGAAUGCAAACUCGGAGGAUAACAAAAUAUUCCCCACAAAAUAAAUAUAUCCCUAGAACUAUUAAACUUAACUCAGUUUGAUCCCUUUUCAAUGAGAAUUAUGCUGAGGUUACUUAGGGAGAUUUGAUCUCUGUCCAUCGCAAAGUAUGCUUAGAGUGCUCCUCACUCUCCCAAACAAUAGUGUGAAUAAUAUAGGAUAAUAUAUGAGGGUCUGCAUCCAAGCCAUGUAAAGUAAAUAAAUGGAACAAGAUAUGUUUAGGCUUGAGAAUAAAAGACAAGACAGUUUUUGUUUCAAGCCUUUACAAUUCUUGUUCCUCUAUUUAUUAUGAAUAAUAAAAGCCUACUAGUGCAACCACUUCUACUAAAUGACUGAUUUGACUUGUUAGUUGUCAGACGCAAAUAACCAUAUGUUUGACAUGAGGCCAUCAUUUGUACUUUCUAAAUGUAUAUAAUCUAGAUUUCUAAAUUAAUUUCAGAGCAGGAUGGAAAAUCAGCAGGUUGUAAUGGAUCUGGAUCUAAUUCAGCAGUGAAUCUUGAAACAUGUCCAAAAAUAAGUGCACAACCUGCAUUUGAAGUAACAGAAUUCUUAAAUGAUGACAUUACCUGUAAUGUGAAUGUAAGUUUUGGGGUUGUUGAAGCCAAAGAACAAAGACCUGAUAGGCUAUCCAGACGCUAUAGUCCGCUUGUUCACUAUAACAAAAGGCCUACUAGUUUUUAUUAAAAUGCUCUACAGCUUAUGAAUCUAUACUCUUACUAAUUAGCCUUCACAUUUCAUUAGAGUUACCGUCAUACCACACCCAGUGUUCUCUCCAUGCAUGUUACUUUUUUAUAGUGUGCACUGGAAGUUCUGUGACUCUGAUUUCUUGCUUCACUCCAUAAAAAUAAGAAAACACAUUCAUUUUGUCCUGAAUUUCUUUGGUUAAGGUUCCUAUUAUCUUAAUUUAUGCACUUUACAAAUUUUUGUGCCAAUAAUAAUUUAGAUAAAGCUGUUCAGUUCUUAUUGUUAGGGUUAAAUAUAUCUCAAUUUCACUUUUGAUUAUAACAGUUUGAAAUGAAGUCAAUGAAUUUCGGAGAACAUAUCCUUACUGUAGUGGACACAAAGUCAGUAGAAAAGAAGUUAUUUGAACAAAGAGAUGUGUUCCUCACAUCCAACAAUCUCAUUGAAGCUAUUGUAUCUCAUUCUGAUCUUAUAACAGGGGCCUAUGAAGGUAAAUAAAUUUCUUUUGAAACUUAUUAAGAACUUUAAUAUUGAUGUUUUGUCAAUUUGUUUAAAAAAUCUAGCAUAGGCUCAACAAAAAUAAUGAAUAGAGAAUAUUUUUUAUGUAUGACCGUUUUUAAAUAUUUACAUCUUCAAUAAUUCAUUUUCCAAAGAUUGAACUUUUUUAAGUGCACACAAACUACUUAAUUUUUCCUAAAAUUAAAGGUAGACCUGAACAAAAAUUACCAAAGUUUAACAUACAUUUUUAUUUAAAUAUUGGGUAUAAUAAAAUUUCUAUUACCAAAGUUGUGAAUAUAGUACUGUUUUUUUAAAAUAAGGUGGUUUGAAGGUUUGGGAGUGUGGAAUAGACCUGGUGAAAUUUCUAUCUUCACAUCCCCAUGGCACUUCCUUAGAAAUUAAAGGCAAAUCUAUACUUGAGGUAGGGUAUGUCAGUUUUUGUUCUAAAAUGAUCAAUAUUCUGUUUUUUCAAAAUUAAGGACUAAAAUAUUCUUGGUUAUUUUACUAAUCUUAUUUUUAAAACAAAAUGUUGCUUAACCAAAUCAAAUAUUUUUUUCCCCGAAAACUUUCUCAGCUUGGUUGUGGUGCUGGUCUACCAGGACUCUACUGUUGUAAGGCGUGUGCCCAAAGAGUUGACUUUCAAGACUAUGUAAUUCAUUACCUUUCUUAUGAAGAAUUAAAAAAAAAAAAGUUAUUAAGUAAAUAAUCAAUGUUUUAAAAAUGGGAUUGAAAGCAGCUUUUUCUUUUGUAUCUGGUCAGUUGUAUAUAGAGCAUUUUGCAUAUAUUUGCUAUUCAUUACCGAUAACUGCACAACUUUUAUUUAAAAAAAAACAAAAAACACCUGACAUUUGUACUUUUUGAUUUAGAAUGAGGAGGUCCUAAAAUUGCUUACUUACACAAAUGUUAAAAACAACAUACCAGAAGCCGAAGAGAAUAAAUUAGAGAACCAUUUUUAUGCUGGUGACUGGGCCAGUUUCAGUGAACUGGCAGUCAAAGAAAAUCUAAGGUGAGUUUCCCUUAAACAUUAUUUAAAUAUCUUAAUUCUUUUUUAAAACAAUAAGAUUUUAAAGACAUAUUAAAGAGUUUUAUGUUUAAAAAAAAAAAAGAAAUUUUUAUAACACCUUACUUUUUCUUCUUUUUUAAAUUUUUUUUUAAUAGCACCCUACUUUUUCUUUACUUUUUUAUUUUAAAUUUAAAUGCAUUUCUUUUUAUUUUUAUUGCACCUAUUAUUGUGUUAGUGCCCAAUACAAAAAUGAUAUGCUUUCUGUUUUGAGGCAUAACAACUUUUUCAUAUCUUGACAACAAAAUCAUUUCCAGGUAUGAUGUCAUACUGACUGCUGAAACCAUCUACAAUCCAGGAAAUUAUGCAAAGCUCCAUGAUGUGUUUAAAACAACACUUAAAGAAAAUGGAAUCAUGUAUCCUUUUUUUUUCUAUUGAAUCAAUUUGAUAAUGAAGAUGAACUUUAAAAAAAGAAAGAAAACUUAGAGAAUUGCUGCUCAGUUUAGUGGCUACCCCAAAAAAAUGCCCAAAUUUCAAGCAAAUAAUAAAUAAUAAAAAAAUAUAUAAGGCAUACAAAAUUUAUUGCCAAAUCAACUAAAAAAACAUUAACCACUUAACUAUUGGCUGUAGUUCAUUGAAAAAUAUUUCUGCUAAGUUUACAUUAAAUAUAUUUCUAAUGAUGCUAGAUGCAUUUAUUGAGUAAACAGUGACAAUGCGUUGAUAGAUUGUAAAUUUAAAAAGAAUAAGAAUUUGAUUCUAGUUGUUUAAGUUACAUCACUCUAAGUAAUUUUUCAAACUGUAGUAUUAAGGAAGCAAUUCCCAAAUCUGAUCUUACUGGUCUUGUGGAUUAAAUUUGACAAACUAAAGCUAUUUUUCCCAAAAGUAAAUACACUUUUAAUUAAAUCCCAGAUAAAGUUCAGUCUCAGUGACCCUUUUAGUCCAUCUAUCUGAGAAAGUCUUAAUAAAUGCACUCUCGAUAUUUCAUUAGGACACUUUCUGCAAAUACUUGCCAAUCUCGUAUUACUAUAAGCAUAGAUAUUUACAUAAUUAUGCUAAAUUUUUUUCUCUUUUAUUUUAUUCCCUCAAGGGAGGUUAAAAAAACCAAACAACUGUGCAUGUACAUGUUAAGAAUAUGGUUGACUUCAUAUCAUUUAUCUUAAAUCUGAUUAGCAAGCACAACUUGUGAAAAAAAGGAAGACCAUGCAAAGUCCAUUUUAUUUCAUGCUAUCAAAUUUUAUCCUAUCAUAUGAGCACAUAUCAUUAAAAUGAUAUUGGUAAGUUGAAAAAAAUAAACAACCAAUUUGUCAUUGCAAUAAACUUUUUGUUCUAAUUCCUUAACACUGUAAUUAGAUUACUGGCAGCAAAAGUGUAUUACUUUGGAGUUGGAGGAAGUGUUGAUUCCUUUUUAGAAUACGUGUCAAGUCUAAAUUGUUUCAGUACUGAUGUUGUGCAUUCCAUAGCAGAAGGUAUGCUUGUACAAGAGUAAAUAUGCUAUUUUGUCAUGCAGCUCACCAAGAAUUGCUUAUGAUAAAUAGUUCAAAUUUAUUUUUAUUUUUAGGUCAUGAAAUAAUUUUGGGAGGCCACAUUAUCCCUGUAUGCCUGUGAAGAUUUGUUAAAUAAGUCUUAAAAAAGUUUGUUUGGUUUAUUCAAAGACUCUAUGUCAUUAUAAUCUGAACCUUUUAAAUAUUUUGUACAGACAUUCCUGUUUAUCACACCUAAAUACUUUUUCGUAGGUGUCCCUAGAAAAAUUAUUAUGCUCAGAAGACUACCAAAAUAAAGAACAAAUGAAGGGAGAGACUCAGGAACACUGACAGGACAUGUUGUAAAUGUGAUUGAUUGCAUGCCUAUUGGAAAUAAAAUAUUUCUUAUGAGAGCCAGAUUCAAUUUCUUUUAAUGUAUAACUCACAUUGAAACAGGGUGUAAUUUCCAUGACAUUCAGACAUCUUGUCACAGAAAAGGGAAACACAAAAUAAUAAUGUGUCAAAUAGUCAACACUUUAUUAUCAUUUCUUGUAUUUUUUUGUUGUUUUACUUUCAAAAUACAAAUAACAUUUCUAUAUUACAAUAAUCAAUUUUUCAUUUUACAAUAUGAAAAAAAAAUUGCCUUGAUCACUUACAAGUAUCACAUACACCACCAUUAUCACAAACGUCUUUGAUUUAUUCAGGCAUGUUUGUUGGGGUGGGAUAAACUGUGCUUUGUUGAAAAUUUUUACAUUUGCAUGAUUUUUUUUUGUUUGACUUUAGUAAAUUCUAGAAAAAAGAAAUCUAACUGCAUCAGUAUGUCCUAAUAAUUGUAACAGUUCAUGAGAAAGAAAUUUAUUUUAAUUUAAACAAAAUAUAAAUAAAUAUUAUAGUUUGCAGAAACAUUUUUCAAAUUUGGAAAAAAAAGCAAAAUAAUUCCAAAUUUCAUGAAGCAUUUGUUUUUUCGCAACUCUAGUGAAAAAUAAUUUUUUUAUCACUACACUAAAAUUUACACAAGAUUGUUUUGUUACAUAAUUUCAUCUGAAAUAAUUUCAGAUCAUGAAAAAUGUUAACAUUUUAUAGGAGGAAAAAUCAAAUCAAAAUAACAUCAUUAAUUUAAAUAAAAAUUUAAGAAGGGUGGUUAAUCUUAGAUACUGAAAAAUAUUAAAAAGUAAAUUUAAAAAAAAAAAAAACCUUAACAACCUGUUUUCAACUUGAGAAGUGACAAAAUAAAUUUGACAGCACUCAGUCACAUUAACCUCACCAAAUUCUCUUCAUACACAUUGUGACCAAUAAAACUAGAAGAACAAAACACACAAUAUGUAUAUGGAAGAUAUUAAAAAAUACUGAAACAUGUGAACCCCCUUUUCAAGCUUCCUUGUAAAAACUACUGCUACGUGCAUUUAUUUUCAUCUUAAACAUUGUAUGCUUCAUACAGUGUAUCUCUAAGGGAUAAAACUUAAAUAAUGUGAUGACAGAGAAAAAUCUUUUUAGAGAUAAGAUAAUAAUUUCUUUUGAACUUUUUACAUUUCCCAACCAAUCAAUAAAAUAAUAUUUUACCAUGGUAUGGUUCAAUAAUCAUUCCUAGAACUUGAAACUAAAUUAAGGGGUCCUUGGCAAAUUACAUCACGCU
This is a messenger RNA of Lymnaea stagnalis (great pond snail), 6566 nucleotides long. NCBI's taxonomy places the organism in Eukaryota, Metazoa, Mollusca, Gastropoda, Lymnaeidae. The record is from the annotation of a GenBank genome assembly.